Messenger RNA from Paramecium tetraurelia, 843 nucleotides. RefSeq lists its product as uncharacterized. Gene Ontology annotation, molecular function: zinc ion binding; DNA binding. The record is from RefSeq and is a predicted model, not a curated record. The transcript has a single exon. NCBI's taxonomy places the organism in Eukaryota, Ciliophora, Oligohymenophorea, Peniculida, Parameciidae.
AUGAAAAUAGCAUGCCCUUUAGGAGAUAUGUUUAUGACAGCAGCAUAUGCACCAUCUGGACGAGCGACUUGCAAAGGAUGCUAAGCAAAAAUAGGCAAAGAUGAACUGAGAUUAAGCAACGUUAUAGAUGAAGAUCAUUAUCAUCAAGAACACCAUUAUCAUGCAGAUUGUUUUUCAUUAAAAUCAGCCUUCAAGAAUGCAACAUACAAAGACAUUUUCCAUGUUGAAAAUUUAACAAAGGAGGAUUAAGAAAAAGUAAAAGCAAUUCUUGAGAAACUAUAAAAAAAAGAAAUCAAAAAGAAACCCUAAUAAAAAAAAGUAAAUGCCAAGUCAAAAUCAACUAAACCCAAAAAAAGUGAUGUGGAAGAUGAUAGUGAUAGUGAUUAUGACUACAAAAAAGACAAAAAUUAAAAGGAUAAUAAACAGAGCAAAGCCCUUAAGUCAAAAAAAGUAGAAGCUUCCAAGAAAUCAGAAUCCUCUGAGAGUGAAAGUGAUGAUGAGGAACCUGAUGUCUUUGUUCUUUAUGAUAAAGUAUAGAAAGAAGAGUUUAGAAAGAUCUAAUAGGAAUUGGAUAAAAAAUCAGCAGGUUAAUUGAAAUAGAUGUUAAAAGCGAAUGAUCAAAAAUAAACAGGGAACAAAGGAGAACUCAUCGAAAGAAUAGCUGAUUGUAUGAUUAAGGGGUGCUUAGAGAAAUGUCCAAACUGCUCAGGAGGAAGACCCAAAUUAAAUCCAGUUUAGAAAAACUUUAAGUGUCCAGGAUAUAUGGAUGAUACAGAAUUUAGAUUUUGCAAUAAGGUUUACGGGCCAAAGGAUCUCAAGAGAAUUCCAUGGGUUGAUGUUUGA